AUGUUUCGACGCAAAGUGGUGGUUGCCUUGGAUCCCUCCUCAGAGGAAGCAAAUUAUACAGUUGAUUGGAUAAUUGAAAACUUUCUUAAGCCAGAGAAAGAUGACGUUUACUUGGUUUCAGCUCUGCUUUUGACUUCCGACUUGGAAGCGACUGAACUGGGAAUGAAUAUCAAUUACGCUUCUGAGUAUCUUAUGAACUGGGAAAAAGAAAUUGAACAAAAAACACGCGACUCUCUUCAAGAAUACGUCAAUAAGCUACAGUUGUCUAAUAUCGCUGUAUCUUUUGAAAUAAUAAAAUCCAAAAACGAUACACCUAAUGUUAUAGUGGAUUACACUGAACAAAAGAAAGCAGAUGUACUAAUAAUGGGAAGUCGGGAUUUAUCUACUUGGAAGAG
Ambispora gerdemannii is the source of this 395-nucleotide messenger RNA. The record is from the annotation of a GenBank genome assembly. NCBI's taxonomy places the organism in Eukaryota, Fungi, Glomeromycota, Glomeromycetes, Archaeosporales, Ambisporaceae.